GCAAUCUUUUAACCUUAUUCCCAGUUUUAACUCUUAACACUCCCAGUCUCAGGAAACCAAAAGUCAAAAAAGCAUCCUCCUUUUUUUGCCUUCUUCUUUUCUGAAUCUGAGUCGCAGAAGAAUUUCAAAAACAAUUCGCUUCCCGUUUGAAACACCAGAAAUCUAAUGAUGAAGAUACAAAAAACCCUUUCAUUCAUUCUCAACAGAAUUCCUCUCCUCUGCAACUAUCAAGAGCAGUACUAGAAACUUACUAACUUAAGUCUUCUUUCUGCUCUCCUAAACAGUUUUCAUGGAAAAGCAAUUAGUAUCAGGAUCAGCACCAGCAAAGGAAUCAGCUGAGACAGUGAAAUACAGCGCCCAACGAUGCCAAAGGCGGAACCUUGGCUUGUUUUUCCACAUGGAAAAGGUAGGAAAUUUCAGAGUUUUUAUAAUCCCUGUGAACCCAAUAAUAGAAAUUGCAUCAAGUCUAUACCAGAGAGGCAAGGUAGAGCGUAUUAUCAUAAAACUUUUCAUCAAGGAUGGCUAAUUGUUAUUGGUAAUGUUCAAGAUAAUGCUGAGUAUUCUGUCGCUGAUGCUAGGGAUUUAGAUGAUUGUUUCUUGUGGAAUCCUGUAUCUUCUGAAAUUGUUCAAUUGCCUAAUCUAGAUCGUCGGUCUUUCAGUACCGAAUCAAAAUAAUACUUUAUGUUCGACUUGGUAUUAUCCUCACCACCUCUUCCAAGCACUUGUAAUCCUGACAAUGAAGCCAACUGCACUGUAUUCCUCAUUUUUAGAGGUAUGAAUGAUGAUGAAGUUAGUCAUGAUAAGCAUAUUUUAGUUUUUUGUAAAUCCGGAGACAAACAAUGGAGAACAAAGGAAUUGGAUAGCCCCAGAGGUGAUCGUUCCAAAUUCAUUGAUUCCCUGCUUUGUUUUCAAGGUAAGUUAUAUGCAUUCACUGUUGAAAAUUGGGUUAUAGAGAUCGAAAUACAAAAACUAUGGCAUCAUGUUGUCGUUGAUGAACAAACCCAAUUUUUUAGGAAAUUCAAUGUAGACCAAGACUGUUUCCCACUAAUAGGAGGAGGAGAGGAGUUCAGUCUUUACAUGGAAAAUUGGCUUGAAUCUGGUAAUGAAAUCUUUAAAGUUUAUUUAAAUUGCAGCCCAAGAGGUUUUAAAAAAGUUAGCUCGACACAUAUCUUCAAGUUGGAUUUUUCAUCAAUGACUUGGGUUUUGUUGAAGUCUUUGGAUGAUCAUGUUCUCUUUUUGUCCACAAACAUGGACAUGUUAGACUUGUACUCUAGAAAGUGUUAUUCAACGUCCAGCGCGUAUUGCUCAGCAGCUGCUAUGGGACUGGAAAGGGGUUGUUUGUUCUAUACACUACCCGAAGAUCAAACUUUGUAUGUAUAUGAAGUAGAAGAUAGUGGUACUAGCGUCAUCUUGCCGUUUUUGGAGCUUCCGACUCCAUGGUUUCUACCUACUUGGAUAAUGAUGCCCACAGCAAUGGACAGGCGCACUGCUGGAAGAAGGAGAAGAAUAACAGAUCUUUUAGUAAGCGAAGAUACAACUGAAACCAGUGUAGAAGAGGAGAAUAUGACCAGGGUAAAUAAUACAGGAGGAGAAUUAGAAGCAUCAAAACAGUGGGAUUUUCUUGAGGAUUAUGACAGUACAGAGGAGAUAGCGAGAUUUCUCCAUCCAGCGGAUUACAAUCACUUCCGCGUAGCCUGUAAACAAAAUUCAAUAUUUCUCCCUGCAUUGAACCAAAUAUCGGCUUCUACAAGGACCACAACAACUAAGUAUUUAUCUCCAUGGCUGAUUUCCAUCUUUGAAGUUGAUGAAGAGACCAUCUGCAAUGUCGUAGACCCGAUGCAAGAUAAUGAAAAGUAUCUUACGAAAUUGUCUGAUCAAUUGCUUGUAGGUGCUACAGUCCGUUUUUCGAAAGAUGGAUGGCUUGUAUUGUCUAAAGGGGAAACAACUGUAUUCUGCUACAAUCCCUUCACAAGAGCAAUGAUCUGUCUUCCAGAUGUACCUGAUAAUUAUGCACUUGGUGGAAUGUCAUUCUCGUCCGUACCAACUUCUCGUGAUUGUGUGGUGAUUGCCAUCUCCCGUUGGUGGGAGAGUGGAGAUGACAAUGAGAUAUCUUUCUUGGUCACUGAACCGGGAAAGAGUGCAACUGGUUGGGCAAUUCAUAAAUUCGAUUAUGGAGAAGCCUCCACUGAGGACAAUAUUACGCCGUGUAUGGAUAACUUUAUGCCGUGUAUUAACAACCCGGUUUUCUAUAACGGAGCUUUCUACUGCUUAGAUUAUAAUGGAAUGUUAGGAGUUUUUAACAUGAAAGGUGAUUCCAGUUGGAAAGUACUUUCGAAGUCGUCGAAGCAAUUCAGUGUUUUUUAUCCUAGUUAUCUGGUGGAGUGUGAUGAAAAGCUACUAUUUGUGAAUUUAGGGCAGAGUGGAAAACCCGUAGAUAUUUAUAGAUUGGAUGAUUCGGAGAUGGUCUGGGUAAAAUUGAACAGUUUGGGAAAGCAUGCAUUAUUCAUCAGCUAUACAUCCAGUUUUUCAGCGGUUUCUCCACGUAGUUGCGUGGAGAACAAUAUCUACUUCCCGAGAUUACAAGGCGAAAGGAUUUUAUACUACUCUCUUGAUGCAUGCAGGUAUCAUUUUGUAGGGGGUAAUCAACAUUCCACGCAAGAUUUUCAUAAGACGAAGGAAAGGUCAAACUGCACUUGGAUUGAGCCUAGAUGGUCUUAGGCAAAUCGUAAUCAAGAGCCUGACUUAGCAUCUAAAACCCGGUACUAUUUGUCUCCUGUAAGUUCUGUGGCACAUUCAGUAGUGGCUUAUGUAUAUGUGGUGGAGUCAGGCUGCCACUUAAUUGCUUUGGGGUAAAUUUCAGUUGGAGUGUUGGUCUUUGGGUUAGCGCAUUAUUCAUAUUUGGAGUUCGAACUCAUGGCAGACGAACUUCUGAUGAGCAACUCUGAGAUCGAGGUUCAUUGUCGAGCUAUGGGUUCAUUGUCGCAUUCAUUGUCCAAGUUUGUCUGUCUAUGGCUCGCUCAGAGCAGAUGGAGAAAGUUCUGCAAGAAUAACAGAAACGAUUAUGGGAAAAAGAGGUCUAGGGGGUGGUUCUGGUGGAUCUGUUCUCUUGUUUUUGCAUACGCUCGCACUCGAUGAUGUUGCCAUGAGUGUUGGGGACAUGUCAGUUGUGAUGGUGGUGGCCUGGUGGAGUGGAGGUGGUGGAAGGGUUCAUUUUCGUUGGUCUGACAUUCCCGUUAAAGAUAUCUGUUAACUUUAUAUCUGUUAGCUUUCGUCAACUUGUAUUUGAUAGUUUUUUAACUGUCUAUGUUCCCGCCUGGAGAUUAAAGAUUUGUGUUUUUGACAUUGGAGGAUCAGGUAGAGAUAAUGGUCUUGAUGGGGAAAGUGGGACUGUAACAGGAAAAGCUUGUCCAAAAGGGCUCUUUGGGUCAUUUUGUGAGGUUGCUUGGUACUCUCUAUGAUGUGCACUCUUGCCUUGGUCAUCUCAUCACCUGUAGAUCUUGAACAAAACUGAUGACAUUACCCUUUUCUUUAGAUAUCAGAGAUUCUUCUUUAGAUACAAGUGUUUGUCUCAUGCUAGACACAUUGUGCUGCUGUAUCUUUUUCAAAAUUGAAAUUUCUAAUAUAGAUGGUGAAUGUGAAUCCGAUUGUUGCAGGCAUGCCCCACUUGCACCUGUAAGAAUGUCAGCGGAUCUGACAAAUCUCUUUGUCGUCAAUGCCUUUCUUUUGAGCUUCGAAAAUCGUGCCCUAUGCAUAACUGUGCGAGGCUGUUUCUAAGCUUCCUGUUGCUGAAGAAUUGAUAUAUACUUUUGGAGGGCCAUGGUUAUUUGAUUAUCUCAAUCCCGGCCAGCAACAACAAGUUCUAUGGAUCCUCACUUCUAGCUUGUUCGCUGAACUUUGGCACAUAUUCCACUCUUUUUUUCCCCUUGAAAAUUAGUAAUGGUGUCGUUGUCAAGUGAAGUACAUCUACAUGGAGCAGCAAUGAAAAAAUGGGAAUGCUCACCUAGUUGAAGAUGUGUUAAAUUGAAUUGAAUACCAAUUUCAAAUAUUCUA
This is a messenger RNA of Papaver somniferum (opium poppy), 4050 nucleotides long. RefSeq names its product F-box/kelch-repeat protein At1g57790-like. The coding region runs from base 682 to 2718 and encodes 678 amino acids. Lineage: Eukaryota; Viridiplantae; Streptophyta; Magnoliopsida; Ranunculales; Papaveraceae. The transcript is spliced from 5 exons. The record is from RefSeq and is a predicted model, not a curated record.